Molecule: messenger RNA, 1677 nt
Organism: Mizuhopecten yessoensis (Yesso scallop)
Lineage: Eukaryota; Metazoa; Mollusca; Bivalvia; Pectinida; Pectinidae
Product: chromatin modification-related protein MEAF6-like
Exons: 7
Coding region: 23-577 (184 amino acids)
Cellular component (GO): NuA4 histone acetyltransferase complex
Source: RefSeq, a predicted model, not a curated record
GUAUGAUCUGUAAAUAUUCGUCAUGGCCGGCAGUAAAGCUGCACAGUCGAUCAAUUCAAGAGAAGAACUGAACGAAUUGGUCAGAAGAAGAACAGAAAUAGCGGACACUCUUGCCAAUUUAGAAAGACAGAUCUACGCUUUUGAAGGAAGUUAUCUUGAAGACACACAGUUGUAUGGAAACAUAAUUCGUGGAUGGGAUCGUUACCUGGCAAAUACCAAAAACACAAACAGUAAAGCUGACAAAAGGAACAGAAAAUUUAAGGAAGCAGACCGGUUGUUCUCAAAGUCUUCUGUCACUUCUGCUGCUGCUGUCAGUGGAUUAGCAGACAACAGUGAUAAAAACAGGGAUCGAGAGCCACCAUCCAGCCCUGACUCCCAAAACAAUCAAAAUAGUGCCAACACACCGCAGACCAAUGGACAGGGUCCAGGAUCCCCAGGAGGUCACAGUGGUUCACAGAGUCAUUCAGGCAAGAUUCACAAAGGAGGUGGACCUAUCCGACACAAAAAGGGCAAAAACAAGUCUCGCCAUAGAGUUGAUGCUAAGCUGAAAAAAGGAAGAGAUGCCAUGGGAGAUUAACAUGGUGGAGUAAUGGAAUCCCAGAUUUACACAACUUAAAACAUGUGACGUGAUGGAAUCCUAUUCAAGUCCCUUUCUUAGUUGAUGUUGGCUCAGAGUGUUUCCAUGUAUGGGAGGACCAAGAUUUUCAGAACACUUUUCAAAUAUCUAUUACCAUUAAAAAAAGCAUUUAGAGAUGCUUUCAGUAUUUGUGAACAAACCAUUUAAAUAGAAUUUGGAAAAGUUUCUACUUCAGAGGAGCAAUGUUCAACUAAUAACAAGGUGAAACGACACUUCAGAAGCUUGUAACUAAUAGACCCUGUACAUGCGAGUCUGUGCUAAAAAGUAAAAGUUAUGAGAGUUACCACUUGACAAUGAUUGCUGGCUUGACCACCUGCUGGACGGAGUGAUCGACCAGUGACAUACUGCGGUCAGUUGACCUUGAUCUUGGGCCGUUUGACUUGUUGUAGUUCUUGCUUUGAUAGAGUACAGGCUUAGUCACUGUCAACAUUAUUGUUGUUGUGCAGUUAGAGAAACUGAGAUGUGUGAUGUUCAGAUUCGGAUUUUAAUAUUGACCAAGAAAUGUCAUGUAACAUCUUUCUGGCUAUUACCCUUUAUAGCCUGUUGAAUCUAAUAUUUAUUAAUAUUGAUAGAUAAGAAUGGAUGCAUACAUAUAUGAAACUUUGUAUGCCAGAAUCUGGAAUCGGUUAUUAUUCAGAAUUUAAAAUAAGGCAUGGGAUUAAUAGUGCAAAUUAAAAUGCCUGGACAAAUUUCAUGAUGUUUCACCUUAACCCCAAAUAUUUCACCAUUUCUUUCUCUGUCUUUGGGAGAGUGCUAAAGUACAUUUAAGCAGUGUUGAAAGGAAUGUCUGACUGAAAGUGCAUGUAAAAUGUUUGAUUUUGUGGAUGUCUUGUAUCAAUGUAUGUACCCUAAGGUAUUCAGGAAAAUACCAUGUGUGUAGGCAUACGUUUGUUAUAAUGUACUUUAAGAUGCUCCCUGUUAAAAUUUUAAGAUUCAAAAUUAGUACGCUAUUUAGAUAUUAAAGACAUUCUUGCAAUUUAGACAUUAACUUAUGUUCAGAUUUGAAUUCGAAUAAAUGAAAUAUAAAAAAAAUGUGUUAC